This is a messenger RNA of Talpa occidentalis (Iberian mole), 1765 nucleotides long. RefSeq names its product chromosome unknown C19orf38 homolog (gene CUNH19orf38). The transcript is spliced from 10 exons. Lineage: Eukaryota; Metazoa; Chordata; Mammalia; Eulipotyphla; Talpidae. The coding region runs from base 590 to 1276 and encodes 228 amino acids. The record is from RefSeq and is a predicted model, not a curated record.
CACAUCCCCCUCUCCCUGGCUCGGCUCAUUCCCGGCCCGGCACCCUUUACCUGGUACUCUGUCUCCAGGCUUGCGUUGGCCGGCGCGGACUGGUAGAAACACUGCUUCCUCCCCGCAGGCAGCAGAAACGUGAACUCGCCGUCCUGGAUAGGCAAAAGUUACGACAACUAUGGCAGAGAUUGCUAGGUCCUUCUAAGGCGCCUCCUUGCGGUUUUCCCAGAGUACGCCGCGCGCGACGACGGUUAGGCAAUCCAGCCUGGAUGGGGCGGGCCCCAAAAUUGAGACUGGGCGUGGCCCUGCACGCGACCUGUAGCAUCCGAUAUUAAAAAGGCUCAGCUGGGGCAGGUAGCAGGCCUUUGAUAGUCACGUGGGCGCUUCCUGUUCUUCCAGGUUUACGCCAGCCAUUGGGCAGCCUGCCCUUUGUCUGUUUAGAGAAUUUGGAAGCAACCUCCCUUUGGGAAACAGACACAUAAGCCAAAGACACUAGAGAAACAAACUGCUUCGUGAUUAUGUCUAAACGAGAAGUUGGUGGUGAGCCUUGGGCCACACUGGCCUCAGCCAGAUUUCCCAGUCAAAUUCGUGAGGAGACAUGCCUUGGACUGUCCUGAUCUUUGCAGCUGGUUCCUUGGCGAUUCCAGCACCCUCCAUCCUGUUGGUGCCCCCCCAUCCCAGCAACCAAGAGGACCCCAUCCAUAUCUCAUGUAUGGCCCCCGGGGGCUUCCCAGGGGCAAACUUUACACUGUAUCGUGGAGGGCAAGUGGUCCAGCUCCUACAGGCUCCUGCAGACCAGCUCGGAGUCACCUUCAACCUGAGUGGUGGUGGCAAGGAAGCUCCAGGGGGCACAUUCCAGUGCCAGUAUGGUGUGCUUGGUGAACACCGCCAGCUGCAGAUGUCAAACUUCAGCGAGUCCGUGCAGGUCUCCUUCCCAGUGCCCACCUGGAUCCUGGCACUGUCCUUGAGCCUGGCUGGCGCCUUUCUCCUCCUUGCGGGGCUGGUGACCGUUGCUGUGGUGGUCAGAAAAGUUAAAGUUAAAAAAUUACAGAAGAAAAGAGAGCGAGAAUCCUGCUGGGCCCAGAUUAACUUCGCCAGCACAGACAUGUCCUUCGAUAACUCCCUGUUUGCCAUCUCCAUGAAAAUGACUUCGGAAGAAGACACAGCUACCCUGAAUACUCAUUCAGGAUCCGCUGGGACACCUAGCAAUACUGGGCCCCGGAAGAGGCCCACCUCUACGUCAUCCUCACCUGAACCACCGGAAUUCAGCACUUUCCGGGCCUAACAACAAGGCUAAGUCUUGGGAGUCCCUUUCUCUAUGGCGGCGUGCCCUCCAUUCAGCCUUCUCCCAUGAGGUGGCUGGUCCAUGCAGGACCUGAGGUCCCUUCAGCUAUUUAUGGAGGUCCCUGGCCGCUGCUUUCUCAGGGAAUUGAACAGAGAAGAUGAAGGGGACCCUUGGCCUUGUGACCUUUCUCAGAGGAGCAGGAGUGGGAGAGGGGAUGGAUGCUGGACAGAAAGUAGGAAGUCUCUCAAGUCCUAGCAUCUCAGACCGCCAUGGAAGGAGAUGUUAGAAUCCCUUCUGGCCCCCAGCUGAGCCAUAAAAGAUCUGAGCUCUGUACACCACCCCAGUUCCUCACGCCCCACCUGAUCCCCCACCUCACCCGAUUUGGCCAAUGCAAUUGGUUUUGGUGCACAGUUUACAGGGAUAUGUUUUAUGUGUCUGUCCUGUUGCCAUGCCUAAAUUAUUAUAACACAUGCUGAGCUGUUCCCAAGA